GAUGGUUCCGCGCGGAUGACGAUCAGGGAAACGGCCCUACUGAUGAUGGCACACGCGUACGCGGGGUGGGCACCAUCAGGAACGCACCCUAAGCGAGGAAAGGUGCACAACGAAGGUAUCAUCAAAGCAUCCUGCUCUCUGCGAGGUUCCCAUUGGCGGAAGCUUGAUGAACACAGAGUGACGCAAGGCUCCACCACCAUCGAUAGGUGGUCGGUAUCCAGAACAAGCCGUUCACUGAGAUCACGUGACUAUCACGAAUGCGACGGAUCAUAUCUGUCGUGGGAAAUCGACGCUCAUAGUUCUCGCCACCUUUUUGAACUCAAAACUCUUCCGAUGCAAGCCGUUAAUUCCGCAAGGCUUCACAGGUGGACCGUUUCGUAUUGUCGUUCGUACGUAAUGAUCGUUCCCAGCCGUUUAAUUCUGCCGUUAAAUUUGAAGAAACCAACAACGCACACGUGCUACGUUUCUAUCAUGACUUACUAGUACCGUCCAUCCCACAACGUCUUCGGAGCACGUGUUCCUCUGCAAGUGCCAGAACAGAUAGACUCGGUGUGGGGUUGGGCGUCACCCCCGCUGCGCCUCCAAUUAGCCGGGGGGUCUCGGGGCGCCUCGGGGAGUGCAGGCAUCGGUGCCCAGGCCUCACAGAGAAUGGGCGAAAUGGUGGUGGAGCGAGCUCCGUCCCCUCUACGCCUUGGCCACACCUCCGAGAAGCACCCCGGCGCCACCCUGACGGAAUUAAAUGUAUUGCGAAGACACAGAGAACUUUGCGACGUUGUACUCAACGUGGGAACGAGGAAAAUAUUUGCUCACAGAGUCAUACUCUCCGCGUGCAGCCCGUAUUUCAGGGCAAUGUUUACCGGGGAAUUGGCAGAGUCGAGACAAACAGAAGUAACCAUUAGGGACAUCGAUGAAGUCGCAAUGGAGCAGCUAAUAGACUUUUGCUAUACUUCUCAAAUAAUAGUUGAAGAAGCAAAUGUUCAGACUCUCUUACCAGCAGCUUGCCUUCUCCAGCUCGCCGAGAUCCAAGAUGUUUGUUGUGAAUUUCUUAAACGACAACUAGACCCAUCAAACUGCCUUGGCAUUCGCGCCUUUGCCGAUACUCACUCUUGCAGAGAACUUUUACGCAUCGCCGAUAAAUUUACCCAGCACAAUUUUCAAGAGGUAAUGGAAAGCGAAGAGUUCCUGUUGCUCCCUGUGGGUCAGCUAGUGGAUAUCAUAUCAUCAGACGAAUUGAACGUCCGAACAGAGGAGCAAGUUUUUAGCGCAGUAAUGAACUGGGUAAAGUACAAUGUAACAGAACGGAGGCAACAUCUAGCACUAGUGUUACAACACGUGCGACUCCCACUUCUGAGUCCAAAGUUCCUAGUAGGAACAGUAGGAUCGGAUUUGCUCGUUCGUUCGGACGACGCGUGUCGGGAUUUAGUCGACGAAGCGAAAAACUAUCUGUUGCUACCACAAGAACGUCCCUUAAUGCAGGGUCCACGAACAAGACCAAGGAAGCCAACGCGACGGGGAGAAGUUUUGUUCGCUGUAGGAGGAUGGUGUUCAGGGGAUGCAAUCGCUAGUGUUGAAAGAUUCGACCCCAACACAGCUGACUGGAAAAUGGUAGCGCCUAUGAGCAAAAGAAGAUGCGGUGUUGGGGUUGCGGUUCUUAAUGACUUGCUAUACGCAGUUGGAGGCCAUGACGGACAAAGCUACCUAAAUAGCAUCGAGAGAUAUGAUCCCCAGACUAAUCAAUGGUCGUGUGAUGUCGCACCGACAACUUCGUGCCGUACUAGUGUCGGUGUUGCCGUUUUGGACGGAUUCCUAUAUGCCGUUGGCGGGCAGGAUGGCGUGCAAUGUCUAAAUCACGUAGAAAGAUACGAUCCGAAGGAGAACAAGUGGUCCAAAGUCGCGCCGAUGACAACCCGGAGACUAGGAGUUGCAGUUGCUGUGCUAGGAGGAUAUUUGUACGCGAUCGGCGGGUCCGAUGGUCAAUCGCCCCUGACUACAGUAGAAAGAUACGAUCCUAGACAAAAUAAGUGGUCGCAAGUUUCGCCGAUGUCAACAAGACGCAAACACCUUGGUUGUGCAGUGUUCAAUAAUCUUAUAUACGCAGUCGGCGGAAGAGACGAUUGCAUGGAGCUAUCUAGCGCCGAAAAAUAUCACCCUCUCACUAACUCUUGGAGUCCCAUUGUGGCCAUGACGUCUAGGAGAAGUGGGGUCGGUUUGGCAGUUGUGAACGGACAACUUUAUGCCGUUGGUGGAUUUGAUGGAACAGCAUAUCUAAAAACAAUCGAAGUUUACGACCCAGAGCAAAAUCAAUGGCGGUUGUGUGGCUGCAUGAAUUAUCGAAGGCUAGGCGGUGGCGUUGGAGUGAUGCGAGCCCCACAAACUGAGAAUUAUAUUUGGUAGCUCAGGCCCCCCACUUCAGCUCAACAAGCUGAAAGUUUCACAAUCCCUACAACUCCAACAGCACCUCUUUCUGUUCCUAUCGCCAUAACAACAACUAGAAAACGCUACCGUCGCUCCAUGAGCAUCAUAUAAUGACAGGGUGUCCAGCGACUGGGAAUUCCUGGAAAACCGGGAAUUAUACGAUAUGUGGACUUCGAUAUUUGUAUAUAUUAUGUACGUCAACAUCGAAAUCGACUAGGGCACCGCCUUACGCAGGGCAUAGGGAUGUGCAAUCCUUUUUUUCGGGAAAUUCCACUGAUUCGAAAAUUUAUGUUCAUCAACGAGCAUAUUAUUUACAAUAAGUAUCAUGUGUAUUUACAGAUUACUAUUUAAAACAACUAAUAUUCAGUGAUUAUGCAGCACAAAAUAAUGUUCUAAAUGUCCGGGAAUUUUUAUAAAAUAGGGAAAAUAGGGAAAGUCUGGGAAAAUACGGGAAUUAUACGGGAAUUUUCAAGUCAGGUGUUGC
Messenger RNA from Diprion similis, 2899 nucleotides. It is a transcript of the gene dbo, whose product is annotated as kelch-like protein diablo. The transcript is spliced from 8 exons. NCBI's taxonomy places the organism in Eukaryota, Metazoa, Arthropoda, Insecta, Hymenoptera, Diprionidae. The record is from RefSeq and is a predicted model, not a curated record. Gene Ontology annotation, molecular function: protein binding.